AUGGGCUUGCUGAUCACCACUUCCCAGCAAGCCUCUCCAGCCCCCUCAGUUCAUCCUCUCGAAGUUGCUUUUGACCGCACGACGAUAUUUACUGCCCCACAAAUCGGGUUACACACACGCACCUCGCUCGCUAUCCCACGCCCGGUCACUCGUCGUCACCGAUCAUCGAGAAUGGCUCCAGAAUCUGCCGUAUCCAGUCUGCUCCGAGGUAGUACCAAUCGCUUCUCGUCCAUGGUCGCCGACUCUUCCAGGCCAGAGGGUCGUGAUGAGCAGAUUGACACUAUAGUUUCAGUCGUACAGGUACCGAAUAUCCAUUCGAAACAUGCUAAUACGCUUUCCCGCGACAUUCUCCAGCGAAUAUUCGACUUCUAUGCCAACAACCUGCGGCGAGAUGCAAGUCACUCACCCUUUGCGACUCUUGAGACGCUCCUGCAUGUUUGUAGGCACUGGAGAAAGGUGGCUGAAGGCUAUGAGCAUAUGUGGGCCAAGGUCUAUGUCACACUUACCAACAAGCAGGACGUUGGAAAGUGGAUGGCACGAAUUAGGCGAUAUCGCGAGCGCACUCAGUCUCUAAUGGAUAUCAGUAUCCAAGACCAACGAGAUCUCAGUUUGUACCAACCACUCAACGCCGGUGCCGAGCCUUACCGUCAGUUCAAGACUCAACAAUUUAUCGCCCAGCUCAAUGAUUUGGUCUCUUUGAUAAUGGAGCUACAUAGUACCGCGUCCCGUUGCGUGUGUAGGAGCUUUCGUCUCGCCAUGCCACCCAACUUUGUCGCGAUCAUUGACCAACUUCAGGGUGGUAGUGCGAGAGAGCUCGCCAGCUCGUAUCUCAACCGCAUAUUCUGCCUUGAUCAGCAGUUUCUGGAAUCACUGGAGCUCGAAAAUAUAGGUUGGAUCUCAACUUUCAGCUACUCCCAACUUCCACCCAUCUUCCGAAUACCCCACCGUUCGCUCAAGACACUUCGCUUGUACAACUGCUUCACCCCGAAGCUUCUGUAUCCCAGUAACCCAUAUGAGCUUCAACUUGAACAUUGUUUUCACUGGAAUUCGCUACGCCGACAAUGGGAGCCAGUCGGUCAGAUAAACGGUUCGCAUGACCUAGAGAUGCGAAUCUGUACGGAUCUACAGAAGCUAACUAUUGGUCCACUCACCAAGUACCUUGUCCCGUUAUAUACUCCGUCCCUCCAUACGCUUGAGAUCAUAGCGUGGUGGGGCCACGAGUCCACAGUUCUCUCACAUAUCACUAACCUCUCACUAGAGAAUCUACAUACACUUAUUAUAUCAUGGCCAGAUACCCCUUUCACUCCUCAAAUCCCCAUAUCUAUGCAGCCUGAACACAUCAAGAAUGGAACGACUGCGCUUUUUACAAAGGCUAAAAGAAUUAUGAACAUCGAAGCACCGCGAACGGUUCUCAUCAGCAUUCUGCGUUUCCUAUACGAACGCAACUACCACUCUGGGCCACCUACAGACACACCGAAGCAACUUACUCUGUAUGAGCAUCCGCACAAGUUGCAAAUAUCGCUCACGGGUGAUGAGAGCAUGGAGCAGCUCGAAGUUAUUGCACUUCGUCACUUUUUUGUUUCACUUGUUCAACCCUCGUGGUGA
Serendipita indica DSM 11827 is the source of this 1605-nucleotide messenger RNA. NCBI's taxonomy places the organism in Eukaryota, Fungi, Basidiomycota, Agaricomycetes, Sebacinales, Serendipitaceae. The record is from the annotation of a GenBank genome assembly.